UUCCACUAGCACCCUCCCCGCCCCCCUCGACGACGACGACGCUCGCGACACAGUGGGCCUCAUCACAUAACUUUGCGUGGGGCCACAAGUUGGCCUGGGGCGGUCCUGCAAGUAGGAACACGUUUCUCUGUCCGUUGUGCAAGCUACCAGUCACUCCCCUAAAUUAUACAACCUGCAUAUAGGUAGUUUUGUGAUAUAACAGAAAAUCUCCAACCACGCUUUACACUUCCACCGAGGCUGCAGCUGCACACAUCGUCACGCCCAUUAUCCUGCACCAUGCCUGCCGUAAAAGUUCCCGACACCCCAGUGGAAAUCCUUGUGGAUAUCCUAACAAAAGCCAAGGAGUUAGCCAUAGCAAAUGACCAUGUGCCGGAGGAGUUGAAGAGCCAGCUGCAGAAGGCUUUGGACAUCGCCAGCGGCAUGGACGACUACCUGGAGAAAAUGACCACACAGGAGAGUGAACCCCUCGCAGAGCUAUAUGAAAAAACUAUUUCCCAUGACUGGGAUAAAGUGCACAAGGAGGGUAAAACAAUGUUCCGUCUCCCCAAGGAGUGCAUCACCGGACAUGUUGAAGGCCAGACCCUGAAGAUGCUGAUCCACAUGUGUCAAGCAAAGAGGGUUCUAGAGAUCGGGAUGUUCACCGGCUACGGGGCCCUGUCUAUGGCCGAGGGGCUUCCAGAGGACGGCUGCCUGAUGGCCUGUGAGUUAGAGCCAUACCUUAAAGACUUUGCUCAGCCCAUUUUCAACAAGUCUCCACAUGGCAGGAAGAUCACUGUCAAGACUGGAUCUGCCAUGGACACCCUCAAGGAAUUGGCUGAUGCAGGCGAGCAAUUUGACAUGGUCUUCAUUGAUGCUGACAAAGACAAUUACAUCAACUACUACAACUUCAUUCUGGACAACAGUCUGCUGAGACUGCGGGGGGUCAUAUGUGUUGAUAACACCCUGUUCAAAGCCAAAGUUUAUCUCAAAGACGCCACGGAUAGCAACGGACUGGCACUCCGAAAGUUCAACCAGUUUGUUUGUGACGAUCCCCGUGUGGAGCAGGUCAUUCUCCCUCUUAGAGAUGGCAUCAGUGUUAUUCGUCAAGUAUCUGUGGCCUUGAGUUCAGAAACACAGAGUCAAAUAACAGAUGAUGAAGUUUUCCGCGGGGUUAUGGGACGUCCCAUCCUGGAUCGGAUGCGUCUGGAUGGGAAGGUUGCCUACGUGACGGGGGCCGGGCAGGGCAUCGGCCGGGCGUUCGCUCACGCUCUGGGCGAGGCCGGGGCCAAGGUGGCCGUGGUCGACAUGGACCAGAAGAAAGCUGAGGCCGUGGCUGAAGAGCUGCAUCUCAAAGGCCUUAGCGAGCGUAUCAGUGCCAUGAUAAGGUGUUUAAUGUGUCUCUUCCCCCCCGAAUCCUCGCCUCAGGCUGCAGGUCGAGUGAUGUUGAAGCAAGGAUACGGAAAGAUUAUCAACACAGCCUCCAUGGCCAGUCUAAUAGUCCCCCACCCCCAGAAGCAGCUCUCCUACAACACAUCGAAGGCUGGAGUGGUCAAACUGACUCAGACUCUGGGCACUGAAUGGAUCGACAGAGGAGUGCGUGUCAACUGCAUCUCACCGGGGAUUGUUGACACCCCUCUCAUCCACUCGGAGAGUCUGAGGCCUCUGGUGCAGCGCUGGCUGUCAGACAUCCCUGCUGGUAGACUGGCUCUAGUGACAGACCUGCAAGCUGCAGUGGUCUACUUGGCAUGUGACGCCUCCGACUACAUGACAGGGCAUAACUUAGUCAUAGAGGGUGGGCAAAGUCUGUGGUAGAUGAAGAGAUGAAACUUUCCUCUUCACUCUCCUGGGAUGAGUCUCUAAAAAAAGGUGUCAUUCGCACUCCUUAUGAUCUCCUUAUGACUCCCAUCAGAAUGAGUUGAAGUCUUACUUGAUUACUGGUUUAUUGUGUGAUGAGAUAACUAGUAGCUUGUUGUCCUCUUUGAGCCCCCUGUUUGGGAUCAGUGUGCUGUCACGUGGGUUAUGACACCCUUAACUUUCUUUAGAGUAUGAAAAACACUGCAUCAUGUUAAAUUCUAAAAAGAGGUAUAGCAGCUGCCGGUUAUCUUGACACACAAUGACAAUGUGAAGACAGAACAUCUUUUCGAAGUGCUAGAAAGAAAAAAUUGAAACUGUGAAUGUGCCUUCAUACUCCUUCUUUACAUUAUGUUAUACAUCAAAUGCAGUUUAAACACACACAUAAAAGUCAAUGGCUCUAAAUGGUGUCAUAAAUAAUACACUAAAAGAAGGUUUAAAAUGUAUUUUUGGAGUUUUUGAAUACCUAAAUAAACGUGCCUGUGCUCCCUACUAGGAGUGUGAAUACUUUGGUAAGUCACCAUCACAAUAUGAUUUUGUUGCCUUUAGACUCAAAACCGUUCGACAUCUUAAAACUGCUUGAUUCAAAAAGGGAUUUUCAAUUUGAGUACAUAAGGGGGAACAUUAAAGAGACUACUGCAGGUCGCUGUGUGUUAAAAUAGGCAAUGCAGCAAAUCGUGACACGGAAAUGCAAGUAAAGUGUGUAUAACAUAGUUAAGAGUCAACUAAUUGUAACAAUGUACACACAUGGAGGCAAACCUGAGACAAAAGGUCACAUUUCUUAUUAGAAAACAUUUUCCAUAAAAAAAGCAACACGGUUUUGGUAUUUCUCAACUCUCAGUGACUUUAAGAUGAACAAGUUCAAGUAAAUGAUCAAAAUAAAAAUGCUUCCUGUUAGAAAAAAUCCAACAUGAAGGCUAGCUUUGUUUUUAUUUCUCAGAGACUUGCACAUUUAAAAAGAUAAAUGGUUAAAUAAUACACGGUCAAAUCUGGUAUUUGGGUGACGGUCACACAAUACAUUUAGAAAAAUUGAUUAAUAGAAGUUGUGAUUCAAUUCAGAAGCUGAAUUACAAUCAACCUCUAGGCAGCGUUUGCUGCUUGGUAUACAGUUCAUGGUUGUUUACCAGGUGUAAAAAACCCAGGAAGUACCAGAAUGUGUUUACAGAUCACAUUCCCAGCAGUGUAUUCAGUGAGUUGCAUUUUGCACCUUGACUCUGGACUCCCUCUGGUCCCAGACUCUUGUGAACCACAUGCAGGAUUACAGCAUCCCAGUCGUCCUCUCUGCAGCUCUUUCUUGCCAAAUGGUCCUCACGAGUGGUGCUUGUGAGCGCCAUCUUAAUUGCUCCAUUAACUGUUUGUGCGCUGGAAAACAAUACUUAAAAGGAGAGGUCGGCCGAGGACGUGACCCCCAGUCGCUGCAAUUAUACCAAAAGUAGUGCCCAAUUAGCGCCCUUUGCAAUGUGACACUGUUGCUGUUUAUGUGAGCAACUUCAACUUCUCACUGUUAGUGACCGUUUCUCUCUGAUUUACAUAAUUGAGGGAUUGGUCAUUAAUGGGAAUGGCGUGUGAGAGGAUCCCAUUAAGAUAUGGAGUGAGAUCUGAUCAUCUCCUCUGCACUGUGCUAUUUAUCUCCGGCUGCAUUGGCACAUUAGAAAUUAUUGGGAUUCUUAUCCUCGUACUUAAUGGUGAAAUAUCGAAGUCCGCCACAGUGUGUGCAUGCAGGGUCUUGCAGAAUGUGUUCACACAGAAGGCACAUUGUGUUUUUGAGGCUGUUUCCCUGUCCUGCCACUGAGGGGCAGUACGGAGACAGGCAGCUGCAGCACUGACAUUAUGUUACAGCAAGGGGUUAUCACAUUAUUUGCUAUCAUCUAAAGGUAAUAACAGUGAAUUAAAGAUAACAUAAGGACACCUCUCCAAUUUUAGUAAGCAAACAGCUCGGUAUUAUGGACAAUCAAAGACAAUGCUGAAUAAAUACUCAUAUUUUUUCAAUUAAAUGAGGUUAGAUAGUGGACAGUUACAUUUAAAAUGCAUUCAAAAUGUAAUUCUAAUCGUUUUUCAGGAGGAGAUUAGAGCAGCAUUUAAAGUCCAGAGACAAUGAAGUGCAAAUAUGACUCGAGGUGAUAAAUUACAAAAUCCAUUUGCAUCUAUCUUUACCUAAGAUAAAUAGGAUUCCAGUUAACAACUUUAGUGUUUUUCAAUUAUUUUUGUAUAUCCAAGUUGAGGUUGUGAUUAGUUUUGAAAGUGAAAAGUCUCGCAUAAGGAAUGCAAAAAAGUUGUUGAAACCAAAAGCUACUUUCCCUUUAAGUCCUUCUGUUUCCAGCUAUUCACCGUCACCAUUCGGUGUCCAAACUGUUGCUUUGCCGUCAUGUUUUGCACCAUAUUAAACUCUUUCAGAGCCCA
Notothenia coriiceps (black rockcod) is the source of this 4230-nucleotide messenger RNA. RefSeq lists its product as uncharacterized. Gene Ontology annotation, molecular function: O-methyltransferase activity; oxidoreductase activity, acting on the CH-OH group of donors, NAD or NADP as acceptor. NCBI's taxonomy places the organism in Eukaryota, Metazoa, Chordata, Actinopteri, Perciformes, Nototheniidae. The transcript has 10 exons. The record is from RefSeq and is a predicted model, not a curated record. The coding region runs from base 277 to 1791 and encodes 504 amino acids.